UCUCUCUCUCUCUCCCUGUGUCUGUCUCUGUCUCUCUCCUUCUUCUUUUGUCUUCAAUUUAAGAAAUAAAAAAGAAAAAUAAAUAAUUUACCUAUCAUAGUGGACGAGGCAAGAUUCUCAUGGCCAUCGGUCGCUCUCAAGAUAGCAGAAUAGAAUAAUUUUUUUAAGCUUCAUUUUGGUCCGGUAGCUGUUGGUGUGGACUGGCGAAACGGAGAGAGUUUUGUUUUUUCUUUUUUUUUUUUGUUUUUUUUUGCCCCUCCUCGUUUUUAAUGGAGUACGGUGGCUGGGAAACGACGGCGGGGAAGACUAAAACGGCAACGCCUAAUAGCUGGGCACAGCAGACGGAAGAGAGUUACCAGCUGCAGCGGGCGCUAGCUUUGAGGUUGUCUUCUCAAGCAGCUUUAGCUAAUGAUCCUAAUUUCUUGGUUUUCAAAUCCGAUGAUCGUUUAGGAGGAAUCGAUUCUUUCUCUGAUUCUGCUGAAGCCGUUUCUCAUCGAUUUUGGGUAAAUGGAAGUCUCACUUACUUUGACAAAAUCCCAGAUGGGUUUUAUCUAAUCCAUGGGGUGGAUCCUUAUGCUUGGACUUUAAGUACAGAUCAGCAAGAUAUUGGCCUGGUCCCAUCUUUUGAAUCCUUAAAGGCGCUUGAUCCUUGUGCUGAUUUAUCAAUAAAAGUGGUUUCAGUUGACAGAUUCAGGGAUCCUGGUCUGAAAGAGCUGCUCAAUAGUGUUAUUAAUAAUUCCAGUAGCUGGUUAACCACAAAAGACGUGAUCGUUCAGCUUGCCAAUCUUGUCACUAAUCGCAUGGGGGGUGUAACCUCUAAUGGAGAAGAACAUUUUGGCAAAUGCUGGAAUGAAUGCACUGAAGUUCUGAUAAAUCGUUUACGAUCUGUUGUGCUUCCAAUUGGAACCUUACGUGUUGGCCUUUGUGUCCAUCGUGCCUUACUUUUUAAAGUGUUAGCGGACUCAAUUAACUUGCCAUGCAGAAUUGCUAAAGGCUGCAAACAUUGUAGAAGAGAUGUUUCUGCUUCUUGUCUUGUACUGGUCGGUAAUGAGAGGGAAUAUUUGGUUGAUUUGUUUGGGAAGCCAGGAACGUUAAGCCAGCCUGAUUGCUCACUUAAUUGUACUUCUUCAAUCUUAGUUUCCUCACCUCUAUCUCAUCCAAGUUUUAGACCUAUCCAAACAGCUGAGGAUUUCAGGACAUUUGCCAAACUAUUUUUUGACAGUCAGUCACUUAAUCUUGCAUUUGAUGACACUAACUCAGUUACAAGUACUGAUCAUGAUGAGAAAAGUAGUCAAACACUCCUUAAAGAUAGCAAGAACCUUGUACCGACUUCAAGCAACAACCUUGGCGCUUUGCCCCCACUGCUCAAAAGAGUUGCCACAAACAUUACCCACGGCAAGGAUCUUGGUGUUUUUAACUCAUCUAGUGAAUCAGAUAAAGCAAAACGUCCAAUUCCACCAGUGUCUGUUUUCUUCAAUCCAAAAUCUGAUGUAUCUAAUUAUCAGUUGUUCUUGGAAGCAAAUCAGUCAUUUGCAAGUAAAUCAAGUAGUGAACUUCACCUUGACGAGGAUGAUUUGGACAUCCCCUGGAGUGAACUUGAUUUGAAGGAGAAAAUUGGAGAAGGUUCAUUUGGAACUGUCUAUCGUGCUGAUUGGCAUGGUUCAGAUGUUGCUGUCAAAAUUCUGAUGGAGCAAGAUUACCAUGCAGAGCGCUUCAAUGAAUUUUUGCGUGAGGUUAAAAUCAUGAAGCGUUUGCGGCAUCCAAACAUUGUUCUCUUUAUGGGUGCUGUUACUCAGCCUCCUAGUUUGUCCAUAGUCACAGAGUACUUAUCAAGGGGUAGCUUGCAUAAACUUUUGCAUAUGCCUGAUGUUGGAUUAAUACUGGACGAGAAACGUCGCUUAAAUAUGGCAUAUGAUGUGGCAAAGGGUAUGAAUUAUCUUCAUCAGCUUAGACCUCCUAUUGUUCAUCGAGAUUUAAAGUCUCUAAACCUCUUAGUGGACAGUACAUACACAGUAAAGGUUUGUGAUUUUGGUCUUUCCCGUUCAAAAGCAAACACAUAUCUUUCGUCAAGAACUGCAGCCGGAACUCCUGAGUGGAUGGCACCAGAAGUUCUCCGUAAUGAUCCAUCAAAUGAGAAAGCAGAUGUUUACAGCUUUGGUGUAAUCUUGUGGGAAAUUAUGACCCUUCAAAGGCCUUGGAGAAAUUUAAAUCAAGCACAGGUUGUAGCAGCUGUCGGUUUCAAGGGUGAGAAACUUGAAGUUCCAACUUAUGUAAAUCCUUCAGUGGCUGCCCUAAUUGAUAUCUGCUUGACUAGCGAGCCCUCAAAGCGUCCAUCGUUCUCGUAUAUCAUGGAAACUUUACAAAAAUUGAUAAACAACUCUAUUUCUCAAUCACCUAAUGUACAUGUUCGGUGACAAAUCUGUGGAGUGCAACCCCAGUAAAUUAUUUAUUCUUAGACAUGAUCAUCUGGUUUAUCUUUCAGGUGCGCCUGUCUUUGUAUAAAUAGAUGUGAAAUUGAAUCAUUUUUGCCGGCAUCUAUGGCUUUCAUGUCUGGCAAUUUGCUGCCAGAGCCUCGUGUAUCUGAUAUCUCAAUAUGCAUUUAUGUCUAUGUCUCAAGUGUUAAUCAUGGAUAUGCAGAAUCUACACACAUCAUGAGCUACUACUUGAUUUCUUUUGCAAUUUCUACAGUUUACACUUGAUAUUCUCCUCAAAACAGUGCAGAAUGUCAUAAUUCCAUCUGUAUUAGCUCAUCCUGUUAACAAAUCUGGACUUCUGAGCACUUUGUUGCUUGAAUCCCAGUGGGUUUAUGAAUCAACAGCACAUCACCUAAUGUGCUAUGAGUGUGCAUUUCAAUUGCAUUAAUUUUAA
Molecule: messenger RNA, 2868 nt
Organism: Manihot esculenta (cassava)
Lineage: Eukaryota; Viridiplantae; Streptophyta; Magnoliopsida; Malpighiales; Euphorbiaceae
Product: serine/threonine-protein kinase CTR1
Exons: 15
Coding region: 270-2414 (714 amino acids)
Biological process (GO): protein phosphorylation
Molecular function (GO): ATP binding; protein kinase activity
Source: RefSeq, a predicted model, not a curated record